UGUCGGGCGGGCAUACCUUGAGACGGCGGGGUUGGCGUCGGUGACGCCUAGCUGGACUAGCUCAUUGAGCAUAUACGCGCUGCUAGAUAGUCUAACGGGAUCCACUAGGCCGCGGCGCUUGCGUGACUCGAGGCUGACGAUUUUAGGGAUUAUGUAGAACACUUGGUCAUUGUAGGCGGCGUAGUCGCUCUGGUCGAGCGAGUCGAGGAAGUAGCGGUAGGUUUCGGUGAAGUUGGGAUUGCCGAGGAAAUGAGAAGGAAUUCGACCCAUUCUGGUGGUGAAAGCGAGAGCGAAGUGGGGUGCGUCCGCCACCGCCGUCGUGGUAGCUGGCGCCGAGGGGCUAGGUAGGCGACGGUGAAGUUGCACGGGGAUUUUCCCGGUGGGAUGGUGGUAGGUGGGAUGGGGAGGGGGUAUAAAGAGGGCUAUUCGCACCCGCACCAGCACUGUCGUUUUGCGGUGAUAUCGAAAUGACAUAAUUACCCCUCCAUCUGCUAGUUCUUACACUUACCCCGCCAACACCGAACCUGACAGCAAUGGCAGCGCCAAACACGACCGCUGGGGAGACAGAAAAAAAGAUGGCCAUGGACUCAGAGUCAGGAAUCGUGAUUAGGCCCUUCAAUCCCGCGCCAGACUCGUGGGACGAAGUAGCCGUCUCGCGCAUCUGCGAAAUCACGGCCCCCCCAAACCUACGCGCCAUCCUCGCCCCCGCGCCAUCAGCACCACUGGCGCCUUAUUUAUGGGCGCUGCCGUAUGUACGGUUAGAGCCUGGGACAUGUUUCGUGCUCGAUGCCUCUGCCUCCACUGGCAACGCAGAUGGAGAUGUAACGGGCACGUCUAGUCUCGUACCAGCGUCCUGCGUGGGCUACAUCCUCUGCGCCCCCUCCACCCCCUCCUUCGUCGCCGCAUACGAAGAAACCUACCUCCUCACCCUCUCCCCUUGGUGGGCUGCGCCCCCUCCACCCUCGCUGCCAUGGGAGGGAGCCACGCUUGGGGGAGGGAUGUUACAAGCUCUCCACAACCCCUCGUCAAUGCUGCAUUCCGAUUUCCCCGAACUGGUAGAGGAGUACCCAGCGCACCUCCACAUCGAUAUUCUCCCCGCCUUCCAAUCUAAGGGGUUGGGGGCGAAGAUGAUAGAGAGGCUUGAAACAGAGUUGAGGGGGAGGGGGGUGUGGGGUGUGCAUUUGGUGAUGGGAGCGGGGAAUGGGGCGGCGGAGAGGUUUUAUGCGAGGCAGGGGUUUGAGAGGUGGGGGGUUGUUAUGGAUGGGGGUGUUAGUGGGGAGAGGGGGGUUAAGGGGGAUGGAGGGGUGGUUUUGUGUAAGAAGUUGUAG
Pseudogymnoascus destructans is the source of this 1328-nucleotide messenger RNA. RefSeq lists its product as uncharacterized. Gene Ontology annotation, molecular function: acyltransferase activity, transferring groups other than amino-acyl groups. The coding region runs from base 534 to 1328 and encodes 264 amino acids. NCBI's taxonomy places the organism in Eukaryota, Fungi, Ascomycota, Leotiomycetes, Thelebolales, Thelebolaceae. The record is from RefSeq and is a predicted model, not a curated record. The transcript has 2 exons.